Messenger RNA from Aspergillus welwitschiae, 890 nucleotides. RefSeq lists its product as uncharacterized. NCBI's taxonomy places the organism in Eukaryota, Fungi, Ascomycota, Eurotiomycetes, Eurotiales, Aspergillaceae. The coding region runs from base 202 to 480 and encodes 92 amino acids. The record is from RefSeq and is a predicted model, not a curated record. The transcript has a single exon.
CACAACGCCCACAAUCUGGUUGCGCAAUGAUAUCAUGUUGCCCCUAUUAGACAAGGACAACAUUCUCACGUAUGGGUAAGAACAUCCUCAAACCCCAUUGCCUACAUGAAGAAUGCGUGGUUGGGUAGGACAGUAUAAGAAACAACCACAGUAUCCUACUACUAAGCGGGUAACUUUCUAUGCGGGUCAGAAUGUCACCAUAUGUGCGUUGAAAUAAACACCUCGCGUAGUCCUGUCAAUCAGUUCCUAUCCUUGGAUAGUCAGAAGACGGUAGUACUGCAAAAUCCUACCAAGAUGAGGGGAAGAGAUGCGUCUCUCGUGGAGCCAAUGUCGUUUGGAGUGGGUUCGUUAGCCAUAGGGAGUGCUCAUUGUCCGCAUGCGCCUCCAGGUACAGGUUUAGUUGCAUCGAACUUGGUUUCAAUCAAGGUACACACCAUCCUGGACGUCCAUGAUAUUCUACUGAUGGAAGGAAACAAUUGAUUCAAUAUCGAAUGGGUCUGUGAUCAAUGAAAAGGCGCAGUUGCCGCCAGUAGAAAUUCAUGUCCAAUACGAGGGUGAAUGAGAUGGCCCGGAAUGCCUGGAGUGAGGGAGGUGCUUCCCGAAAGCCAGUUCCUAGGGUGUGGCUGCAUCAUUAACGGGCCAGCAGCCAGCAGGUGCAGACUGGAAUGAUGCGGAAUUCCGCAUAUGUUCGUGAUCGACGAUAUCUUGGUUAUGGAAGAGAGGUUUACCCUUUAUUCCGAACUGUGUACCAAGGACCAGAAUCUGGUAGUGCGCAGCGAUCCAAUCUGCGGUGGGUAAAAGUGGGAAGGCCGUCGGACCCUGGAUGUUGAGAUCCAUUACUUCUGUUCAAUUCCAGCCCAUUCUUCCCAGAAAAGCGUGCCGGGCGAGCG